CCCCGCCCGACGCGCCGCGCUCCGCUCGGGACCAGCAGCGCGGGUCCGCUUUGGAACCGAACAGCCUGGCGUUUGACUUCUGCCUGGUGGAGACUGCGACAACUAGAAAUGUCCUGUUUAGAAGCUCACACGAGCCCUAGCCUCGCUGAUCGAGAUGUAUCCCAGUGACAACAAGGACUGCAGCUCCUAUGACAGCUUCACUGAUACAGUGCUGGAACUCUUUAAGCUCACCAUAGGCCUGGGCGACUUGAACAUACAGCAGAACUCCCAAGUACUCUAUCCUGGUUCUGUUCCUGCUCAUCACCUACGUCAUCCUUACCUUUGCCCUCCUCUUCAACCUGCUCAAUGCCCUAUGGGAGAAACAGUGGAGAAUGUCUCCAAGGACAGUGAGCGCAUCUGGCAUCUACAGGCAGUUUUCUUCCUCGAUGCAAUGCAGAGACAAGACUUUCUCCAAGUUGCCAGAAUUCACCCAGCAGAAGAGCUGCAGCCCAGAGGAGACACCUGCCAUUCUUGUCACAUUCCUCAAGCUUGACCUCUGUCAUCUGGCCACAUCAGAUGCCUGCAACUCGGGAAGGAGAGACAGUUAAUGUUCCUGAACAGUGAGCUGUGUCUCUCUUAGAGGCAAUGUGAGCAUCUGCGAGCAUCACCUCACCAAGGAAAGCAGUAGCCUCAUCUCUGGGAAACCUGGAAAUAUGCUGGAACGAGGGGCAGGUGUGGGGUUCUCGGGUGGUUGGUAGAGAAUGUCAAUGGUACUCUAAAAAUGAGCACAUGCAUUUUGAAAAUAAAGUUACUUAAUCUUGCUUUGACGGGAAA
Molecule: messenger RNA, 813 nt
Organism: Canis lupus familiaris (dog)
Lineage: Eukaryota; Metazoa; Chordata; Mammalia; Carnivora; Canidae
Product: transient receptor potential cation channel subfamily V member 3-like
Exons: 3
Coding region: 155-532 (125 amino acids)
Source: RefSeq, a predicted model, not a curated record